Penicillium oxalicum is the source of this 861-nucleotide messenger RNA. RefSeq lists its product as uncharacterized. The transcript has a single exon. The record is from RefSeq and is a predicted model, not a curated record. Bases 1 to 861 code for a protein of 286 amino acids. NCBI's taxonomy places the organism in Eukaryota, Fungi, Ascomycota, Eurotiomycetes, Eurotiales, Aspergillaceae.
AUGGAAGAAUCCUCCAUAUCGAAACAUCAGUGCCGGCAAAUUGGAGUCGAACACCCACUGGAUCCGGUAAAUCCACCUCAUUUUCCACUUAUUCUUCUCUGUUAUCCCAGCCACCCUCGCUACACCCUCAAGCUCUCCAUCAAAACUAAUUCCACCGCAGCAGAAAUCACAAGCACCACAUCCAACGCCCUCUCAGCAACUCGAUUCGCUCUCCACGCAUCUCUCCCCCUCGAAAUCCUCUCAAGCACACCUCAACACUCCAAAGCAAAAACAAACUCACACCCCAUCUCCGCACUCACAGCGCACCAUUUAUUCCCAGAUCCAUCCUCCAACCCAGUCUACACCAGAAUCUACACGGCAAUCACAUCAAACAGCCUCGUCACAACAUACGACUACACCUCUCCAGCACGUGCAGUGAGUGCGUUUCUCACCAACGCAACAUCUUCACUACUCCGCUUUUUAACCGUCCCUUGUAUCAAAGUUGAAACUGAAUUCGCACUGAUUCAGUACUUCAACUUUACAUCGCCGCACAUUUACCAUUAUAUCAGGGUGAUGGACAAACGCACCGGUGUCGUAGAGUACAGCAGGGCUUACUGUGGAGGACCGCUAUGGGGAGCGAGAGUAGUUUCGACGGGUGAAAAGGGCGGUAGACGAGGAUGGAGCUGUAGUCGGUGGAGACUGGAGGCGUUUGUGGAUGUUGCUAUGGGGAGAACACCGGCUUUUUGGACUUCUGGGGUGGAGAGCGCGUGGUUGGGAGAGUGUGUUGAGGGGGUAUUAUUAAAGGCGGAUAUAGUGCCAAAGCAGGUUGAUGUUGAUGAUGGGCCUGAGUUUGGUGAUAUGGGAAUCAGUGGGGAGUCUUAG